Messenger RNA from Penicillium paradoxum, 927 nucleotides. RefSeq lists its product as uncharacterized. The record is from RefSeq and is a predicted model, not a curated record. The transcript has 3 exons. Lineage: Eukaryota; Fungi; Ascomycota; Eurotiomycetes; Eurotiales; Aspergillaceae. Bases 1 to 927 code for a protein of 308 amino acids.
AUGACUCUCAAAUACCUCAUCACAGGAGCGACUGGAGGCCUUGGAGCAGGAGUUCUAUCCUACCUAGUUGCAAAUGUCCCCGCCUCAGAAUAUGCAGCAGCGUCCUCGAAAGAGGAAAAUCGCAAACGAUUCGAAGACCAAGGAAUCGCAUUCCGAGUAACAAGCUAUGACGACCCUCAGACCUUAGAAACCGCAUUCGAGGACGUGGAGAACCUCUUCUUCGUAAGCACCAACACAUUCGAUGUUGAGAAGCGGCGAAAACAACACCAGAACUUCGUGGACGCAGCGAAGAAGAUGAACGUGAAACACGUGUGGUAUACAUCCCUGGCCUUUGGUGGCUAUGGUUCGGAUUCCAAAGCAGAUGUCCAACAAGCCCAUCUCAUGACAGAGAACAUGAUGAGACAAGCUGAUAUUAACUUCACCUCCAUUCGCGAGGGUCUAUACACGGACGCCUUCCCAGUAUUCAUGGGUUGGUAUCCGAGCACAUCGACCGUUUAUCUCCCUUCCGACGGACCGGUGGCCUUUACACUGCGAUCAGAGCUAGGCGAGGCCAAUGCACGACUGAUGAUUCGCGGUGGGCAUGAACGGGAGACGGUACUCCUCACUGCACAGCAGACCAUCACAUUCUCCGAGAUCGUGAAUUUAAUCAACGAGACGACUGGUCGCCACGUGCAGUUCAAGCUUGUUUCCCCGGAGGAGUUCGUGCAGUUGAAAGCGGCCGAAGAUGAGGGUGGGAAACCCGAGGGAUUCUUUCGAGCGCUGGUUUCGUGGUAUGACGCUAUCUCAAAGGGGGAAACGAGCACUAUUGAUCCACUCAUGGCGGAUGUGCUGGAACGGCAACCCGUACCGCCGCAUGAGGCUCUUCGGGCUUUUUUGACGGAGAAUCGGGACUAUGAGUGGCAUCAGAAUUAUGUUGAUCGCGGUUAG